AAAAAUGCCCAUUCCAAAAAUAGGUAACUGGAAUACAAAAAAAAUUAACAAAAUAAAAAGCUAAAAACAAAACAAGUUUAAAAAAAAUAUCAUUAUUGGAAAACUAAAUAUGCCAAUUCCAUGCAGUAGUGAUAGUGUUUAGCGUUGCGGCAACCCUAACAAUAAAAACCCAUCACACUCACUUUCAUCCAUACUGCAUCUACUCCGUCUGUCGGUGGAGAUCCGCCUUCGGCUUCAUUUCUCAACAACACUCUUUUCGUGUGUGGAUUAUAAGAAAGACUCCAUGCCGUAUUUAGUCUUAGAUGAUCGGGACCGUGUUAUUACUGUUCAUUCUGAUUCGGUUCCUGGAAAAGGGGCUUUGGUAGAUUACAUACUUGCUGCUAUUGGAAUUAAUGUGAAACAGGUUCUUGAAUAUGUCCCAAAUCGCCGUGCGGAUAAAGUUGAACAAGGAAAAUUGACUUUGACAAGUUCCCUUCUUGCUGCACCUGGAACAAACAUACAAGAGGUUGCUGGAGAUGUCCAAAUGAUAGAGGUUUUAAUAAACAAUCUUACACCGAGUAAAAGGCCGCGAGCAGAAGGAAAAUUGACUUUGACAAGUUCCUUUCUUGCUGCACCUGGAACAAACAUGCAAGAGGUUGCUGGAGAUGUCCAAAUGACAGAGGUUUUAAAAAACAAUCUUACACCGAGUAAAAGGCCGCGAGCAGAAGAUAGCUGAGCUGAUGAAGCUUAACAUUAUAUCACUAUUAAGUCCAUUGGAAACUUUAUCCGAGUGACGAGUCUUCACUAUGAAAUUCCAAAUGACAGAUACCUGAGCUGAUUUUGGAAACCUCUUGGUCCAUAGUACUCACCCUAUAAAGAGCUGAUGAAGAUUAACUUUAUAAUUUUCUUAAACUAUUACUGAUGUGAAGUUAUCGACUUGUUACUGUUGUUGUUCAACGACCAAUUUUCUUGAACUAAUACAUUAGCCCUUUAGCUCCUUUGUAUAUGUAAAACUACUUCAGUUGUUGAUAUUUUGUUUGAUUAAUUGUUUAAUUAACAAUUAAUGUA
This is a messenger RNA of Medicago truncatula (barrel medic), 1047 nucleotides long. RefSeq lists its product as uncharacterized. Bases 284 to 715 code for a protein of 143 amino acids. The record is from RefSeq and is a predicted model, not a curated record. NCBI's taxonomy places the organism in Eukaryota, Viridiplantae, Streptophyta, Magnoliopsida, Fabales, Fabaceae. The transcript has 7 exons.